Messenger RNA from Argiope bruennichi, 3054 nucleotides. RefSeq lists its product as uncharacterized. The record is from RefSeq and is a predicted model, not a curated record. Bases 529 to 1944 code for a protein of 471 amino acids. Lineage: Eukaryota; Metazoa; Arthropoda; Arachnida; Araneae; Araneidae. The transcript is spliced from 4 exons.
GUGCCUGCCUGUUUUCAUUCGCCCACAAGUACAGAACAGUCUGAAGUGCAAUGACGUCGAGUUCGGAAAUCUUCGCUCACACACACUUGUUUUGGUGAAAAGGCACAUUGCAGAAAAAUAUCUGACUUUUAAAUUACUAAAAAAAAACUGUAUUAUUCCGAUAAUAUCUAAGCUGUUGCUGAACUGUUUGGCGAUUGGUUUUGUGUGUAUUGGAUAUUCUGUUGACUUGCAGAUGUUUUCAAUUGAUGUGUAUCGAUAUCUAAAUUAUUAAGUGGAAACUGUCUCCUUUCUUGAAUGAUAACGUGAGGAUUCUUGCUAUUGUUUGGAUGAAAGCGAUAACCCCUGCAUUUUGACGAGCUGAUGGAAAUAUGAUAAGUUGUUGCUGUGUUUCGGAUUUGGAGGUUUUAAUUUUGGAAGCAUUCGUUUUGCUGUAAAAGGUUGACUCAAAACAACUGUUUGUGGUGUGUGAAUAUAGGGUCGAUUCAUGAGGGCUAAUUGAAUUCUAGUUUCGUAGAAGGAUUAUCCAAAAUGAGUAGAUUCCUGCUCCUGAUUCUGCUGUCUUCAUGGUCGCUGUUGGUGAGCCCUUCCUCUGGAUGCGAGACAGGGGUGGCUUUCGUGGACAGCGCUCUCAGCAUCCAACGCUCCCUCAUGGCAAACGCGGACGUUGCUCUCCUCAAGUCAUUCGUAGCUCCCACCCUUGAACGAUGUAUGGAAGAGUGUUGUUCGGGAAAAUACGGAGCAUGUUCGGUAGCCAGUUUCAAAAAGAAUGCCACAAAAGAAAACUGUAUCCACUACAAUUGUCGACCACUAAGGAAGUGCAAAUUCCUUUCUUCCCACUCUACAGAUUCCUUCACCUUUUCAUCUAAUCCUGUCCCUCCUAAAUCAGUGCCUUCAAAACAACCUUCUACGGUCCCCUCACUUAUGACGGAUGCUAAAACCAAUGGAUCCCAACCAGCUCACACAAAGGAAGAAAUCGCUACCUUCUCCAACGAACAGUUUGCCCUCAAGAAUGACAAUACUUCUGUCAAACCUCGAAAAGGUGUCCACGACCUUCAACCUGAUGACCUUCUUUCUAAGUCUGGUAUAAAACCAAGAAAAGGAGUAUCAUUGGAAGAUGUGCCUCAUUCACAGUUCCUCCUGAGCAACAACAAAUCCAACGUAAAGCCUAGAAAGGGCGUUGAGCCUUAUUCUAGUGAAAUUUCUCCAACACCAUCAGUUUCAGCGGUGUCAACAUUGGGGAGGAGUAAUGUCUCCUCAUCUGUGAGUCACUUCCAUACUACUUUGCUGAAUACCACUGAAGACUUCGCAUCUGAUGACUUAAUGUCAGCCCUUCAAAGAGUCUUUGAGGAUGACUCUCAUUCCACCUCUAUCCAAUCGUCAACAUCUUCAAAGAUAUCACCAACUUCCACCUUGCCAUUGUUGGAUACUACUUCUCAUAGUGAAUCUCAUUCUACGAGUGCUAAACUAUAUAGUGCAGAAUCGCGAACUUCUGCCUAUUCAUCGUACACCACACAAGCAAGCCUUAAACCGAGUCAGAAUACUCCAGAAGUUUCAAGUUCUUCACCGACACCAACUGUCGACGCUGGUUUUUUCACGAGACCAUCGAAGGAAUUCACUACAUCAACGAUAGUUUCUUCUUCAACGACUUAUUUUCUGACAGUUACCAAAACAAGCCAACCUCCAACGUUGCCACCAUUGCCCUCGGAGGUCACAGAAGACCAGGAAGAGAAAUUCGUUGAAGAAUUGAGCGUAACAGACGAAGAGACUGAAAACGACAGAAAAUACAAGUCUUCCAUUCACCUAGUUCUGUCUCUAGUCUUUGGCCUGUUGGUUUUGUUCGCUGUCCUGGGCGUUGUUGCCAAAAGAAUCUACGAUGGGUGGUUAAGACGUGACUAUUAUAGGAUGAACUAUCUUAUUGAUGGAAUUUAUAAUGGCGUUGACUGAAUCAGUCAUUGACAUCUAGUGUGCUACUUAACUCUAAUCCCUGACAAUUUCCUUAUAACCGCUGCCUUAAAAAUGUGUCGGGACCAAAACUACAAAAUGCACAGCGAACCUGUGAUGCAUAACUAUGGUAAUCGUGUGCCUAAGUUCGCUGUCUUUCUAAAUGAAUCUGUGAUCCUUCGUGUUAACGAUACCUGAGAAGAAAUGUGCUUAAUCUUUUGUCUUCAUCCAACUCUGGAACUAAGAAAAUAUUUUACAUAAACAUGUACACAUGAUGAAGACUUUGAAGCUUUGCUGGGUGGUGUUUAAAUUGAAGAGAAGCAUGGUAAAAACAUGCAUCUUCGACAUUUAAUAUUUUGUGUAUUCAUUAUAGUAAUGGUUCUACAAAGAAACUGAAUAUUAUAAUUCAGAAAACUGCAUCUGCUAUUAAAAGUGCCGAAUGUCAUAUAUAUAUACGUACUUGCUUAAAAAGUAUUUUUUACUGGAAAAAAACUCAUUUUAAUGUCGAUUGUUCUUGCAUGUGUUAGAAUAUGAAGUAAAAUAUUUUAUUUGAAGCUGCCAUUAUUCGUGGAGCUAAUGGCGGUAAAUCAUUUCAAAAUCGGUGAGCUGUAAAAUAAUAAAUAAAAUUAACGUUUUAAAAAGUAAUUAAUGUCUAGUGUGUUUAGAAGUUACGUAUAAUUCCUAAUAAGUACACUUUCAUGAUCAAAUUGUCUUCACUAUAGGUUAAUCCACAUAAAAAAUUGUUUUUAGAAGUGAAUAAUUUUGCAUUUCUUCAUCGAAUAUUAAAUCAGUUUUAUGAUGUUUAUUUCAUCCAUGUGACAUAUCACUAAAAAAAAAACAUUAAUAAUCUCAUGAUAUGAAAUAAAAUUAAAUUGUUGUAGAUUUAAUUCAAUCAAACUAUAAGAUUGAAACGGAUGUACUUUCGUAAUUAUCAUUGACAUUAGUAAUAUUUUUUGAGUAGUAAAUUAUCUAACCACAUUAUGUAAAUAUUAAAAUGUUGUGAAUGCUACAAAGUGCUCUUAAAUUUCCAAAGUGUGCGCUACACAAGUAGUGCAAAAUAUUUCGUGUCAAAUCAAGAUUUGAUUCAGAAAUGAUGAAGCUUCGAACUGACAA